Acipenser ruthenus (sterlet) is the source of this 3817-nucleotide messenger RNA. RefSeq names its product nuclear receptor ROR-beta-like. Gene Ontology annotation, cellular component: nucleus. The transcript has 10 exons. NCBI's taxonomy places the organism in Eukaryota, Metazoa, Chordata, Actinopteri, Acipenseriformes, Acipenseridae. The record is from RefSeq and is a predicted model, not a curated record. Gene Ontology annotation, biological process: regulation of transcription by RNA polymerase II. Bases 312 to 1661 code for a protein of 449 amino acids. Gene Ontology annotation, molecular function: nuclear receptor activity; RNA polymerase II cis-regulatory region sequence-specific DNA binding; zinc ion binding.
CUAAAAGUAGGUUAGCAGAGAAACAAGGCAAUCGAUGCAGAGAGGCGGAGAGCCAGCAACGACAUCACCAAACUCUCUUACCACCUCUUCUGCACUCAGUUACGCAGCAAGGGGAAAAAUAAUACACAACCGAAACUAACAUACAAGACCAAAACCUACUAGAAAGAUUUAGAAACCGAGAGCGCCUUUUUUUAAAAAAAAGAAAAAUAUUUUUAACACAGCUUUUUGGGGCUUAAAAAAAAAAAAAGAAAAUCGACAUCUGGUUCUUUUCUCUUUGGAGUUACAUGACUGUGGAAGUAUAAACAGCAAAUAUGAGAGCUCAAAUCGAAGUGAUACCGUGUAAAAUCUGCGGGGACAAGUCCUCAGGGAUACAUUAUGGCGUCAUCACCUGCGAGGGCUGCAAGGGUUUUUUCCGACGCAGUCAGCAAAACAACGCCCUGUACUCCUGCUCUCGCCAGCGCAACUGCCUGAUCGACCGGACCAACCGAAACCGCUGCCAGCACUGCCGCCUGCAGAAGUGCCUGUCCCUGGGCAUGUCACGGGAUGCGGUGAAGUUCGGUCGCAUGUCCAAGAAACAGCGGGACAGCCUGUACGCGGAGGUCCAGAAGCACCAGCAGAGCCAGGAGCAGGCGGCCCCCAAGGAGGAGCCCGAGAGCCACAGCCACUACAGCAACAGCUCCAGCGCGGGGCUGAGCGACCUCGAUGACAUCAGCGCCCUGCCGGACGGGCUGCUCUUCGACCUCCCCCUGACCCCCGAGGGGGCCGGCUACUACAGCGCGGAGCUGCCGGCCUCGGCACAGUCCUCCCCGGAGCAGUGCAGCGUGGAGCUCUCGGACGCCAGGCUCAUCAAGCAGGAGUACGAGCCCAGCCUCUUGUCUCCCCUGCCAGAGGGCACCUCCGUGCUGGAGAUCGAGCGGGUCUCGCAGAACAUUGUCAAGUCUCACUUGGAGACGUGUCGGUACACAGCGGAGGAGCUGAAGAGACUCACCUGGACUCUGUACACACAAGAGGAGAUCCGGACCCUGCAGAGCAAGUCCACGGAAGCUAUGUGGCAGCAUUGCGCUCACCAGCUCACUAAUGCCAUCCAGUACGUCGUGGAGUUUGCCAAGCGCAUCACCGGCUUCAUGGAGCUCUGCCAGAACGACCAGAUCAUUCUGCUGAAAGCGGGGUGCCUGGAGGUGCUGCUGAUUCGCUCGUGCCGCGCCUUCAACCCCGUCAACAACACGCUGCUCUUCGACAGCAAGUACGCAGGGACUCCGGUCUUCAAAUCCCUCGGCUGUGAUGACCUCAUCAACGCCGUGUUCGAGCUGGCGAAGGGGCUGAGCCGCCUGCAGCUGACGGAGGAGGAGAUGGCUCUCUUCAGCGCCGCUGUGCUGCUGUCACCGGACCGGCCCUGGCUGACGGACACUCAGAAGGUGCAGAGGCUGCAGGAGCGUGUCUACCUGGCCCUGCAGAGCUGCCUGCAGAGGAGCCCCACCAGCAAGGAGAAACUCACCAAGAUGGUCUCCAAGCUGCCUCUGAUGAAGUCAAUCUGUAACCUGCACAUGGACAAGCUGGAGUUCUUCAGCCUCGUGCACCCCGACACAGCCUACAGCUUCCCCCCCUUGUACCGCGAGGUCUUCGGCAGCGAGGUGCAGUGCCCCGAUUCCAGCGAGCGCUAAGCCAGGGGGUCCCCCAGGAAAAUCCACUGACGCAGCGUUUCCCCCGGCCCCGAACCCCAACAUAGAAAGCAUUUGAGUGACUGAAUGUACCACUCCUUGGACAAUCCACCAAGGACCUACCCAACCGACAAGCUGCUCCAGCCCGGAGAAUGUGUAGAACAGUGCACUUGAGAGACAGCGGAGGGGAGAGCCAAGCUGAGCUGUAGCCCAACCCUUCUAAGAGUUUUCUUAAGGAACAAACAAAAGGGACCAAGGAAACGAAGAGGGCAACCCCAGAUGGAGCAAUCCCCCAUCUCCCCAGCCUGCCUCCAUCCUCCAUCCCCACAACGCACACUCACACUCAACCCAGACACCGCUGUUCCUUGCACACCCGCACGGGAUAGAAUUAGGGAGACUUUUAAACAUGCUUUUUAAAUUUUAUAUAUAAAUAGUAUAUAUGUUCUGGUAAGGCCAGGCCUGAUAGCCACCAGUUGUCUGACUUUUUUCAAGACGGGAAUGGUGGUGGUGGGGGGGGGGAGGGGGAGGUUGCCCCCUCAGAUUGCCGUGUGGGCUACCUGACAAAACUGCCAAUAUUGAGAUAUUGACAGUGCUGUACAAUACUGACCCUCCUUCUAGUUAGAAAGCUCAGCCCGGUCUGGCAUUGCGUAGCCAUGGUAACGAUCCGGUCUCUAGCAAAAGAGUAAAGAAAGUGUGCCACCUGCUGGACUUUUAAAAUAUAUAUUUGAAAUGAAAAAAAAUCAGAAAGUUGUCCCCACUGUUGGAGGGAGUCUCUCAGUGUGGUCCAAGCAGGACAGCUCAGACUGCCACCUCCAGGCUUGUACCCGGGCCUCUGAAAAUUAAAUAAAUACAUAAAUAAAUAAUAACUUGUUUUGUUCGAAGCUCUCUCUGUAAAUAGAAAGGUCAGUAUUGUCGUCUUUUUUUGUACAUUGGUGCUGACCGACAAUACUGCUGUUUCCAUUUGACUUGUCCGCAAACAUGAAGGGAUAGGAGAUGCAUUCAAGCCAUGAUUUACUAAAUGAACUUAUUAGCGAUCUACCUUUGACUGGGACACAAUGCCACACGUGAGGGCAGGACCAUACAGAGGGAUGCAGAUUGCACUACAACACCCUACACUAUUUUGCAGUAUUUGAUGCAGAUAUUUGACAAAAGCAAUAGUGUCGCUUGUAAAAAUCUUGUCGUGGGCUUGUGCAAUACUCAGGAGUGCGCUAUCUAGUGACGGGAGUGUGGCACUGCGGGGGGCGGACAGGCAGGCUAUACAAGGGAACACUAUCAGUUUAUCUGGGCAGUCGUCACCGGGCAUGGAAUACAUUCUGUAUUUAAAAAAAAAAGACAGAUCACUAGCCCCCUCUAGUGGAAUGAUUAGGGAUUGCCAAAACAAAAACUCCUGAAAAUGGGUUAACAUCAUAAAAAAUGAUGUUUAAUACAGUAUUUGUUACUUUUGUAGGAUCUGGAUUGAAGUUUAUUUAGUAAUCAAGGACAUGGUUGGGACAAAGACCUGGACUGGAAGGUCCAAGGUUUAUUUGCUAGUCUAUCUGCUUGUACCACAUGGUUUGUCAGUGAUCUCUGCUUUGAUUCCUGCUCACGCUGGUGAACACUCAGGGUGAGAGCUGAACUCUGCCAGCGUUGGGAGAAGCGUGUCGUUAGCGGAGUCUUGCUCAGAGUAGCAUUCUGAAAACCUGCAUCACGGUGUGCAAUAGAUGUUCUUGUGAAUGUUGCGAGAGGAGAAAAGAACUCUAAAAAGCUAUACACAGAUAUAUGUUAUUUUUUUUGUCUGUAAAUGUAAAAAAGCUAAUAAGCGUAUAUGAAAGUUAAAAAAAAAUGUUGAUGGGUGUUAUUUUUAGAAUGCUAGCCUUCGUUUCAAUGUGUUUUCUUUUCCCAAUGUUUUUUUUUUGUCUUGUAAAAUUGUAAUUCUAUUUUUUUAAAAAAGAACAAAAAAAAUGAUUCUAUGAUGAUGCUGAAGUUGACCAGACAGAAAAUGGAAAGUGGAUAAAUAAAAAAUAAAAAAUAAAACUAAUCUGGAUUUUUAAUAAAACAAGGAAAAUAUGAUAUAAUAUAUUAUUAUUAUUAUGGUUUAAUGAGUUUAAAAACAUGUGCAUAUUGUUGUAUAUUGAAAAUACAGUAUGUGGUUUUAAGAAUGUAAUAAAAUCAUUUUUCUU